AUGAGAGCCCAAAGCACCAUCAGCAACGUCCUGAGGGUCGCGGUCGUCGCCUCCGGUCUCGCCGCCGCCAACCCUAUCCUCGCCCGAUGGACCGUCGGAGAGAGUGUAGAAACCUCCAGCGGCCGGGUUGAAGGACAUUCCGCUGCCGAUGCGGACCAGGUAUCCGAGUAUCUGGGCAUUCCGUACGCCCAGCCGCCCGUCGGAAGCCUUCGCUUUCAGCCUCCUGUCAAGUAUGCCGGCUCUUCGACAAUCAAUGGUUCAGCAUUUGGCCAUCAAUGCAUGCAGCCAGUCGGCAGCAGCACCAGCCUCGAUGCCAUCAAGAAGCUCGGUGUUCCUGCAUCAGCUGCCGUGGUUCUCAAGGCACUCACCGACACCGGCUCUCAAAGUGAGGACUGCUUGACUCUGAACGUGUGGACCAAGCCACAAACCGGCGAUGCCAAGAAGGCAGUGCUGGUUUGGAUUCACGGCGGCGCUUUUUCAACAGGAAGCUCCCGAACUCCCGCAUACAACGGAAAGUUCAUCGCGGACCUAAAUGACGUGGUGGUGGUGUCCAUGAACUACCGCCUCAACGUAUUCGGGUUUCCUGGAAACCCGGUCACGGCCCCCAACUUGGGUCUCCUCGAUGUUCGUCUGGCUCUUCAAUGGGUUCGCGACAAUAUUGCCAAAUUCGGAGGGGACACUCAGCGCAUCACCAUCUUCGGUCAGUCGGCCGGCGGCUCAAUGGUUGACUACUACUCAUACGCCUACGCAUCCGACCCCAUCGUCAAUGGCUUUAUCCCGAUGAGUGGUGUUGCCGGCGGGUUUGGUACGUUUACCAAUGCCACUGUCAACGACAAGUGGUUCAACAUCACUGCCGGCGUCGGUUGUGGGGGCAACACGACCGAUCCCAAGACCGUCUCCGACUGCAUGAUGAACAAGACCGCGGAAGAGAUCAUUUCCAAGGGUCUGUCGCCUAAGGAUGCCGGACUCGGCUCAGCAGACGGACUCUCUUUCGCGCCGACCGUGGACGACGCUCUGAUUUUCGCCGACUACAGCGGGCGCACGUCCGCCGAUGGCGGUUAUGUCAUUGGCAAUCUGGAGAACGAGGCCGGGCUUUUCAAGCUUGGGUCCCCUGACACCAACGAAACGUACUGGCUCGGACUUAACAAUGUGGCCUUCACCUGCCCGGCCGGAAGAAGAGCGGCACGAGCCGUCACCGCCGGCCACCCGACCUGGAGAUACCGCUACUUCGGUGACUUCCCCAACCUUGUCAUUACCACCACCCCUCCCAGCGGGGCCUGGCACGCAGCUGAGCUUCCUAUUCUUUUCAACACUGUGCCCCAGGAUGCGAUCAAGAGCACAGCCCAAGAAGUGGCCGUCGGCAAGUACCUCCGCGGCGCCUGGGCUGCUUUUGCCAAGAACACGAAGACGGGCCUCCUCGACUACAACUGCCAUGGCCCAUGGCCAGCGUACAAGCUCGACGAUGAGAAGACGAUGAACCGCAUUGCGUUCCAGAAUGGGACGGGUAGCAACCUCGUGGCUGGCGGCUCUUACGACGGGCUAUGCGCGCUUGUGGGCGUGCCUGUGAACUGA
Messenger RNA from Colletotrichum karsti, 1572 nucleotides. Its product is annotated as carboxylesterase. Bases 1 to 1572 code for a protein of 523 amino acids. The record is from RefSeq and is a predicted model, not a curated record. The transcript is spliced from 6 exons. Lineage: Eukaryota; Fungi; Ascomycota; Sordariomycetes; Glomerellales; Glomerellaceae. Gene Ontology annotation, molecular function: carboxylic ester hydrolase activity.